Molecule: messenger RNA, 459 nt
Organism: Entrophospora sp. SA101
Lineage: Eukaryota; Fungi; Glomeromycota; Glomeromycetes; Entrophosporales; Entrophosporaceae
Source: the annotation of a GenBank genome assembly
AUGAUAAUACUCGUUGCCGUCUUAUUCUUCCUUACCAUCAAUGUAGCUGCUGAUGGUCGUAUGAUAUUGCCAGAAAUCCGAAAUAACUUCCGGAAUGCAAGCUUACCGGCAAAACAUUACCCUUGUGGAAACGAUAAUGGUCCUGGAAAAGUUUUAACAACAUAUACUACCAAUCAAACCAUAAAGGUUCAAUGGGGCAUUGAGAAUCCUUUGGAUGGUUCUUGUUUUGUCGAUUUGUCAACAACCGGAAAAGAUAAUGCCUUUAAAAACAUUCAUUUUAUGCCUAAUUGUGCGGACCAAGUUGCUAAGUUUCAAGUCGACGUACAACUUCCUGAACAUAUAUCGUGCGAACAUUGCACACUUCGUUUUAGAUGGGUUCCACAUUUAUCAAAAGAAGUUUAUUUAAAUUGCGCCGACAUUUCUAUCUUACCACCCAACAAAAAAGUGCACCCAAGAUGA